AAUCCCUAGAGAGUAUGAAAACUAUAAGCCGCUCUCUUUCUUAUCCCAACUUUCCGGAGAAGCCCCAAAUCGAAGAAAACAAUGUCUACUGCGUCUGCAUGUCUUCCUCUUUACACGCCUGUUACUGCUUCAAAGAUAACCACCAAAACCUCCACAUCAAGACCCUUCAGCUUUAACACUAGGAAAUUCAAUGGUCAUGGAAUUGGUAACUCUAUAACGUGCAGAGCUGCUUCUUUCCAGGAUAUAAAUAUCGAUCUUUACGAUCUUCUGGGCAUCGAUAACAGUUCCGAUCAAUCUCAAAUAAAAACCGCUUAUCGUACGCUGCAGAAGAGAUGCCAUCCCGAUAUUGCAGGCCCCGCAGGACACGACAUGGCUGUUAUACUCAAUGAAGUUUAUUCUCUCCUUUCUGAUCCCACUUCUCGCUCGGCUUACGAUAAGGAACAAUCCAAGAUCGCUCAACUCCGAGGCUUCACUGGAAAACCUUUAUACUCCGUAUGGUUUGGUGGUGAAAGCGAAAACAGAGCUGUGUUUGUUGAUGAGGUGAAGUGCGUUGGUUGUUUGAAAUGUGCGUUAUGUGCAGAAAAAACGUUUGCUAUUGAGUCGGUAUAUGGAAGAGCCAGAGUUGUGGGACAGUGGGCGGAUCCUGAAUACAAAAUCCAGGAGGCAAUACAGGCAUGUCCUGUAGAUUGCAUCUCAAUUGUGGAGAGGUCAGACUUGGCAGCUCUAGAAUACCUUAUGUCCAAACAACCACGCGGUAACGUUAGAGUGGGAGCAAAUGACUCAGUCGGUGCACGGGUCUCGAACAUAUUCGUUGAUGUCAAAAAAUUUCAAACAAAAUAUUUUGAUGCCAUGAACAAAGCAGCUACAAAGGAGGAAGAUAUGAAUUGGAAAGCAAGAAUGUCAGCAAUUCAAGCAAUCAGAUCAAUCUCAAAUUGGUUUUAUUGGCAAUCACCCACAUCGAAAACUGACCAGAAUUUGACGCAUAUCUCCCAGAAAACAACAGAUCCAAAUAUCAAAAAGCUUCGUGCUGCUGCUGCUGCCAGAAAACACGCAAGAGAGAUCGGUACAAGAACAAAAACCCCAUCAAAUUACAUAUAUCUUGAAGAGUAUUGGAGUCCAUCAACUCAAGCUCUUCCAGCUCCAGCUCCAGUCCCAGCACCGGCAGCUUCAACCCACUUCAACUCAAGCUCUGGAGAUUCCUCGGAGUUUUCAAAGAAGAAAACUAAUGAAGAAUAUUAUAGGGAAGAAAAUAGGAGGAGCCCCAUUGCACGGGGAAUUCCAAUUGUAACAGCCGCAAUUGCAGCAGGUGUAGUUCGGAUGCAAGUCGGUGAAGGAGUGGUUGGUGGAUUAAAGGAACAUAUAGGAGGGUCACUAGCGUUGGAUAUUGUUAAUAGCUCUUGGUUGCAGGUUAUUUUAGCUGGGAUUACAUGGUACUACGUUGGAGUGGGAAUUGUUGAACUCAUUGAGACCACUGGAAAUAGGCAAGAGUAGAUCAAAUACAAUAUAGGGUGAAUACAAAUUAUAUGUCUGUACACUAUUUUACUGAUCAACACAAUUAUACCAACAUUGGAAA
Messenger RNA from Pistacia vera, 1573 nucleotides. RefSeq names its product chaperone protein dnaJ C76, chloroplastic-like. The coding region runs from base 82 to 1491 and encodes 469 amino acids. Lineage: Eukaryota; Viridiplantae; Streptophyta; Magnoliopsida; Sapindales; Anacardiaceae. The record is from RefSeq and is a predicted model, not a curated record. The transcript has 4 exons.